Molecule: messenger RNA, 8753 nt
Organism: Brassica rapa (field mustard)
Lineage: Eukaryota; Viridiplantae; Streptophyta; Magnoliopsida; Brassicales; Brassicaceae
Source: RefSeq, a predicted model, not a curated record
GACAAGUUCCUGGACGCUCUCAACAAACAAUUCAAGAUGAAGGACUUGGGACAGAUGCAUUACUUUCUCGGCAUUCAAGCGACCUUCCACUCCAAUGGUCUCUUCCUCAAUCAACAGCAGUAUGCAGAAAACAUACUCGCUGUAGCUUCAAUGUCUAACUGCAAUCCAGUCGCUACUCCACUACCGACUCAGCUAAAUCAGAUUCCUCAGAAGAAGGAACUGUUCUCAAAUCCAACUUACUAUCGCACUUUGGCAGGUAAGCUCCAAUACUUGACGCUGACACGUCCUGAUAUCCAGUACUCUGUCAACUACAUCUGUCAGAAGAUGCAUUCUCCCACAGUCUCCGACUUCGAUCUGCUCAAACGAAUCCUCAGAUACGUCAGGGGAACGACAGAUAUGGGUAUCAACUUCACAAAAGAAACAGAUUUUGUUGUUCGAGCUUACAGUGACAGUGAUUGGGGAGGUUGUCCUUCCACUCGUCGCUCCACUGGAGGUUUCUGCACAUUCCUCGGCUCAAAUCUUCUAUCUUGGUCAUCCCUGAAGCAACCUUCUGUCUCUCGCAGCUCAACCGAGGCAGAGUAUCGAUCACUCUCAGAAACGGCAACAGAACUUCACUGGAUUGGCUCUGUGAUGCGCGAGCUUGGAAUUCCUAUGCAGACUACACCGGAAUUGUACUGCGACAACCUCUCCUCCGUGCACCUCACUACCAAUCCAUCUUUUCACAAACGAUCGAAGCACUUUGAGCUCGAUUAUCACUACGUCCGUGAAAGAGUCGCUCUCAAAGCUCUGGUCGUUCGUCAUAUCCCAGCUCAACAACAGCUCGCCGAUAUUUUCACCAAAUCCCUUUCUGCGGGGGCGUUUCAGAAUCUCCGGGCCAAACUUGGCGUCGUCGUUCCUCCGUCGCUAAGUUUGCGGGGGGGCUAUAGGAACUUUACAUGAAAGUAAGCAAAACGACACAGCUUUGCCAAGAUUCACUAAAGAACAAAAGGGCAAAGCCAUCUUGACCCAAACCUAUGACGAGGCCCAAGUCCAGCACAAGCCCAUCAAGGCUCUGUCUACUAACGGUCAACAAACAUCACAACGGUCGGAGACUCCCCAAACAGUAGUACACAAGCCAGCUGCAAACCGUACGUCUGGAAGAGCGUGCCCGAUGGAGCUGUCCAAUCCAUUCUCAGCCUUAGAUCAAUUGUCUUGCACCUGAUGAUGACACAUGUGUGUGUUCUAGCCUUCUAGGGUUUUACACUUUCAGUAUAAAUAGAUCAUCUCUGUAAACAGACUUUCUAAGUAAGAAACAACAGUUUAUCAAAAGUAAAACUUGAUCUUCUUCAUUUACCUUUAACUUCUACGGGACACAGAAGCUGGCCUUGUCGAUGCUGCUCUCAUCGCUAUUUGCCCUGGCUACAUCUCUCGCUCCGUUGCUGGAUCCUAUGAUAACGAGGCCGUUGCCAUUUUCGCUCUUUUGCUGACGUUUUAUCUCUUUGUUAAGGCGGUGAACACUGGAUCCUUGUCAUGGGCUCUUGGCUCUGCGUUUGGUUACUUCUACAUGGUUUCCUCUUGGGGAGGCUAUGUCUUUAUUAUUAACUUGGUUCCGCUUUACAUUGCUUAUAACUCUAUGUAUAUCUUGGGGAUGCUGCUUGCUUGCGAUGCAAAUUAGGUUUGUUGGGUUUCAACAUGUUCAAUCUGGAGAGCAUAUGGGUGCAAUGGGUGUCUUCUUGUUGAUGCAGGUUUCUUCUCUUUCUACCCACUUGUUCCUCCUGCCUGUAGAGGUUUCAUUUGGUUUUUCUUUGUUUAUGUUCAACCCUUCUUUUAGUUUCUAGUAUUGUAAUUGGGUUUCUACCUAACCUGUUGAUUAUCAGCUAGAAAGUUGGAACCUUGUUUCUGAUCCUUCUGUUUCACACACAUUGUACAGGUGUUUUACUUCCUCGACUGGAUGAAGUACCAGUUGAAUGACAUCAAGUUGUUCCAAACCUUUUUGAGGAUCAAUGUGACAUCCGCUAUUUUGGUUGGUGGUAUUGCUUUGGGUGUUGGCACAACGUCUGGCUAUAUCUCUCCGUGGACUCGUCGAUUUUACUCAUUGCUUGACCCACUUAUGCAAAGGAUCACAUUCCCAUUAUUGCCUCUGUUUCUGAGCAUCAGCCUACGGCAUGGUCCUCUUUCAUGUUUGACUACCAUAUUCUGCUCUUCCUUUUCCCUUCCUGACUUUGCUUCUGUUUCAAGCGUUUGUCAGACGCCACAAUAUUUAUCGUCAUGUAUGGUCUCACCAGCUUGUACUUUGCUGGUGUCAUGAUCCGGCUUAUCCUCGUCGCCACUCCAGCAAUAUGCCUUAUAAGUGCCAUAGCUGUCUCUGCCACUGUCAAGCACUUAACAUCUCUGUUAAGGGCAGAACAAAAGGUUCCCCAGACUGGUUCUUCUAAAGGACCUGGUAGUUCAAAAGCCUCGUCAAAGGUGAAUCUUUAAUGUCCCUGUUCCAACCAAUUUCUAUGGUACCGUUUGCCACCUACUUUGAACUUUGGUACAGCUUCUCUUGUGAAAGUAGAAAAUAUAAUCCUUAUCUUGUAUGUCCAUACAGGUUACACUUGAUCCGUCUCAACCUUUCCAAAGGAAUGGUGCCAUUGCUCUUCUUGUUGGAGUAUUUUAUUUGCUCAGUAGAUAUGCUAUUCACUGCACAUGGGUGACCAGAGGCAUAUUUAUCUCCCUCAAUUGUCCUAGCUGCAAGAGGAGCCCAUGGAAACAGAAUCAUCUUUGAUGAUUACUGUGAGGCCUACUACUGGCUUAGGCAAAACACUCCUACUGAUGCUAAGGUCAUGUCGUGGUGGGACUAUGGGUACCAAAUCACUGCCAUGGGAAACAUAACUGUCAUCGUCGACAACAAUACCUGGAACAACACUCACAUUGCUACUGUUGGACGUGCCAUGUCUUCUUAUGAAGACGAGGCAUAUGACAUCAUGAGGUCACUUGAUGUUAAUUAUGUGUUGGUCGUCUUUGGUGGCGUUACUGGCUAUUCUUCAGAUGAUAUCAACAAGUAAGUCUCUUUACUUCUCUCAUGUAUAUUCAUGUGGUUGUAUAUGCUAAACAUAUACUUACUUACUUAUUGCAUUGAACGGUCUUCUACUUUCUCAAUACAGUUGAUGUAUUGGAUUUACUGAUUCCUUUUUCUUUUUAUAAAUAUGGUUUAGGUUCUUGUGGAUGGUGAGAAUCGGAGGUGGUGUAGACCCAGUGAUCAAGGAGCCUGAUUACCUUGUGAAUGGUGAACUUCGUGUAGACAAAGGUGCAUCGCCGAAGAUGCUGAACUGUCUCAUGUAAGUUCCGCACUCAAGACUCUAUAUUCUUAUGCAUAUUUAUUUAUCUCCCAAAAUGAGUUAUAGCUGAGAAAGAUGCAAUGCAUUUUAAAUGUGUGUUUUCUUGUAGGUACAAAUUAUGCUACUACAGGUUUGGCGAGCUUGUCACAGAAUAUGGCAGCCAACCGGGUACGUCAACCACCAAAUCUGAAUGUCACGUCUUAUACGUGUCCAUGUGCCAGAAACAAUUGGGUUGUGAAAUUGUUGGCAGGUAUGAUAGAGCAAGAUGGGUGGAGAUAGAGAAGAAAUAUAUCAAACUGAAACACUUAGAAGAAGCCUACACAACAUCAAACUGGAUUGUCCGUAUUUACAGAGUCAAACCUCCCACAAACAGGUUGUGAGACACUUUUAAGAGAUUCCUUCUAACAGAGUAUGGCUUUAGAUAGUGAAUAGUUUUAUGGAGAAAAUUUUUGUUGGACAUGGGUUUGUUUUUUUUUUAUGCAGACUGUUUUGUAGCUUUUUGUCGCUUAAAAGUUUGGAACAUAUUUAAAUGUUUGGUCAUCUUCAGCAACAAGUUCUGAAAUAAUAAUUGAGCCAAUAUAAAAGUCAAUAAUUAUAUAUGUUUUAAUAAGUCAGCAACAUUAUAAAACUCAGUAAGUUAAAUUCUCUCCUAUUCAUAUUAAGUGUCAUUUUGACAUUUUUCACGAAGAUUAAAAAAAUUGAAUAAUAGAUUAAUGUAUCUUUGUUUAAUUUAUGAUUAAUUAAAUGAAAAUAAUUUAAGUGAAAAUUUAUUGGUUAUUCAAAAUGGUAAAAGGUACAUUAAUGUAAAUAAUUACAUUAUGAUUGUAAAAUGAUAUUUUUUUAAACAACAAAAUAAACUUAAUAGCUAACAUUUUAAUUUUUCGUUACAAUCUCACCACUACUAAACAAUGUAAACUCUGUAACUUAUGCAGGUACCAUGUACAGUUCUUAUAACUUAUGCAGGUACCGUAUACAGUUCUGUGUGUCUGAUUGGGACAGUACGUUUGGGUUUGUCGCAUUUGAUGGAGAAAUGACUAAAUAACCAAUGCGCAUUCAGUAGAAGUCGCUCAACUUAUGGUAAACCAGCGAGAACCUUAUACAAUUGUUGGAUUAAGUUUUUUUUUAAAACACCACUACAGAAAACUCAUUGAACUUUCUAAAAGGUCUAGGUUUGGAGGAUCCCGAUCAAAGACCCCUACCACAAUGCUUAGAGGACCGGUUUGGAAGAAGAAUAUGCGCGAGUAGUGGAAGCCAUGAUCUGCUUCAUCUUGGUGGAGUCAAAGCUGACAGUGCAGAACUUCAGGAGGACAUGCGCACCGUCAAGAAGGCCCGCAAUGGUAGCUUCACAUCAUAGGGAUUGUCCAAGCCCAAUGGUUUAGCCAUAAUAGUAUCAAAAAUAUUAAAACACUAGCUUAAUACAUUUUAUCAUCAAUGAAAAGGAUAAAAAACAUGUCAGUCGGAUGACUACAUUAUCAUGUAUCUCAUAUGUAAGCAGUAAUUAGUUCACUAAAAACAAAGGAAAAUGUUUUUUUUUUCAUAUUGAAAGUGGUCAGGCAUCAUUCGUUUCUUUGAUAAAGUAAUGAUACUUUUGAUACUUUAAAUUAAAUACUGUAAAUUUUUGUAAUUGUAGUUUUUAGUUGUCUCUCUUUUUACACAUAUAUAUAUAUAUAUAUAUAUAUCUUUUUUAUAUAUAUAAAAAACAGUUUGUUCUCUUCUCCUUAAAAUACGUAGGAUUCCACCUAGAUAAAUCAAGCUCUCUCAGGCCGACACAUGUCAUGUAAGAACGAAACUCACCGUUUCAUUUAAACGCCAAAUCUGAUGGGCUUUCGUUGUUUAUUACAUGCUGGGCUCUGGGUAUGUUCUCUGCGAGCCGAAACCAAAAAAAUUGCCGUCUAACCUAAUUGCUCGAUCAAAGCUUUACCGAUCGUCUCUCCGUUUCUGCGACGGCGACGCAUGAUGCAUGCGCUUCCUUUCCCCUGACUGAAACGGCCAGAGUUAUAGCUUCAUCUUUAUUCCAAUUAAUUACAUCUCAAAAUCAUCUAUUCAAUCCUCUUAAUCAUAAGCUUCUCAAAUCCAGAGAAAACGUUUCUCUGCAAUGCUCCUCCGAUUUAAAGGCUGGCCUGUUGAACCUACUCCGUCAAGGCUCACCUCCCUCUUGCAAUGAUCACUGAAUCCUGUCGCAACCUCUCUCUUGCAUAAGAUCUAUAGCGAUCCGAUUUAGUUCUUUGGCCAUUUAGUUGUUUUGCUUGAGCAAUUAUAUGUAUUUGAGUUGUUGAAUAGAUUCUUGCUAAUAGCAUCGAUAUGGAACAAUUGCAGAAGCAUCUGAAAAAAAAAACAGGGGCUAAAGCAUAGAAACAAUGAGGUUAUUGUAUGUUUCUUUAACUCUUCGAUUAUUUUCUGACCGAACCAUAUUGGAUUUGAAUGGUCUGACUUUUCUAAAAAAAAUAUAUUGACUAUGAUUUCGUCAAAUUUUGCGGAACGACGGUUAACUAAUCAGUAACCAGUAAGGCGAGAUGAAAAGGAGGAGGAAUUGGCACUGUAAUCCAUCGUCUUCCACUGUCUUCGAGAACAAACGCAAAAGGUAACUACAGAGCAAGUUGUUCAAUAGUUAUCAGAGAAUAAGAAGAAGCGCAAAUAGUUACAUAGCGAAAAACUGUAAUAAGAGACUACACGCUUCACAUGAUUCAAAAUCAGAAACAUGGGACAAAGAGGAAGCGACAUCAACGUAUCAGUGAGAGAGAGAGGACAAAAACAAUCAGCAGACGACAGAUAUGCAAUCUGAAGAAAUAAGAGUCUGAUAUGUCCAAGAUGCCAGAGCAUGGACACGAAGUUCCGUAGUUACAACAACUACGAGAUAAACCAGCCUUGCCAUUUUUGCAAAUCCUAUCAAAGAUACUAGAUUGUCCGAGGGAGUAUGAGGACUGUGGCCGCAGGAAAAAAAGCUCAUCCUCUCAUUACGGCCACAUCACAAUCUUCGAGGCCAGUCCAACACUGGAGUCCUGAUUUAGUUUAGAAGCUCAUUAGCAGCACGCUAAUCCCUCCCAUGACAUAUGUGAUGAAGCUACAAGGUGACCAGCAAGUUUUAAGCGGAGCUAGAAAUAGGUAGCUCGAGUAGAGAAGGGAGACAAUUGUUCGAGCCAUGCCUAUGUGACUACUUCUAACAAUCACUCACUGGAUGAAUCAGGAGCACAAAGUUGUAGAGAUAGUCUAUCAAUGUCUGCUACUCAUCCACCAUUUUUCUUAACUGAUGUAUAAACGAGGAAAAAAAAAAAGUAGAAUAUUUAGUAACGUAUAAAUCAGUUGUGAUUUAACAAUUAUUUUCAUCAAAAUUAAAUAAGGAUGAUACAAACAAUUAGAUCCUAAUUAUUCUCUAUGUCAGAUAAAUGCAUAUUUUGUUUUACAAAAUAUUUACAUAGAUACAUUUCAUUUCAUUUUUAAAACAAAGAUCCACAAGCUGGAUAGAAUUAAUAUAUUUACAUAUAUUUGAUUAAUAUUUUAUUUUCAAAAAUGCUAAGACCGUUAAACAAGAAAAUGCUACUAUAUUUACACAAAUAUACUUAAUUUUAUUUUUCAAAACAAAGACACACAAAUUUGUAUUUAAUGUUUUCAAAUGGUUCAGUAUAUCUAUGGAAUAUACCGUAAUACUUUAUUUACACAACAAAUGAAAUAAAUAUAUUUCAAAUGAAUCAACGCAACUGGUGCGUGACAUAACCUCAUAAAAUAUAAUCAAUAAAGCAUUAACUAAUCAAACAUACUUAUAAACAAAAAAAAAUUAAAAGUCAUAUUAAGAAAACUAAAUAAAAAUAGAUUGUACAUCCAUAAUAUUGUUAAGUAGAAAUAGUCAUUUGUAUAUUCCGAAGAAAUCAUAUAUAUAUAUAUAUAUAUAUAUAUAUAUAUUAAUAAAAAAAUUAAAAAGGUGAUCGUUGUAGUAGUUAAUAAUUGAUAUUAAAUAUAUGAUGCAGCUAUUAAAUCAAAUUUUGAAAAUAUAUUUCAAAUGAAUCAACGCAACUGGUGCGUGACAUAACCUCAUAAAAUAUAAUCAAUAAAGCAUUAACUAAUCAAACAUACUUAUAAACAAAAAAAUUAAAAAGUAAUAUUAAGAAAACUAAAUAAAAAUAGAUUGUACAUCCAUAAUAUUGUUAAGUAGAAAUAGUCAUUUGUAUAUUCCGAAGGAAUCAAUAUAUAUAUAUAUAUAUAUAUAUAUAUAUAAAUAAAAAAUUUAAAAAGAUGUUCGUUGUAGUAGUUAAUAAUUGAUAUUAUACGAUGCAGCUAUUAAAUCAAAUUUUGAAUAAUUAUUUAGUUUUAUAUGGUAUAUAUUUAGUUGUAAACUAUUUUCCGUAAUCAUUUGUAUUUUGUUAUAAAUAUCUAAACAUCAAUCACUAAAUUUCAGUGGGAAUUUAACAGCUUAUUAGUUUAUAAUCAUUUUUCAAGUUCAAAACAUAACAUAUACGAAAAAAACAAGAUAAAAACCCUAAAAUUUUUCCUACAAUUUAUUCUUACAUCUCAAUCAAAACUUACAAGAUAUUACUAAAUAUUAGAUGCACCACAUAAGUUAUUAUAUGAUAAUAACUUCCACAACGACGGCAUAAUUACCUCCUUAAGAGUAAAAUAUAAGCAAAAAUAUAUAAUAUAUAUAAAUUUAUAGUUUAAACCGACAAAACAUUUGACUGUUUGUCACUAUCAGUGCAUCGUUGAUUGGUUUAUAUCAAAUUUAACCUGCCCAGCAUGUCGAGAUAUAAUACUUUAGUAUUAUUAUUUUCGGUUUACACGACUAACAAUUAACCGACCUAAUAAUAAAUUUUACUCAUAUAUAUUUACUUAAUCUUUAAUUACAAGUUCAUGUCUUUCCUCACAAGAUUUUUUAGAUUCAUCCAACUCCAGAAAAUUACGAAAACUGAUGUGAUGGCACCAUGAAAAAAUAAAUAAAUCAAAACUACUUAUCAAGAUAGUAGGGUAUAUUUAGUUUUCAAAUACAAUAACAUGUACAAAAUUUAACUAAUAUGUAUAUUUUUAAAUAUAACAAUUUAUAUUAAAUAUUUACUGUAACUAUUUAAAUUAUUUUCAAAUUAUCAUCCCGCCCGUAGGGCGGGCCGGCCCUAGUUAUACAUAAAGUUUUGUUUUUAUUUGGAGUUAUUCUUGGGAACCUUUUAUUUGUACUAGCACUUAAAUAAUACUACAAUCUGUACUAAUAUCAAAAUAUUUUGCGAACCAAUACAUGUUGGUUUUACAAUGGAAAUAAUAAUUCAAAACCAUAAAGAAUUAGUCACAAGAAAAACAACAUCAUAUAAAACGUAUACAUUAAACUAGGGUUUAGCAAAAUAUUAAAAUCCGAAAAACCAAAUCGAAUCCUACUUUAAAGCAUACCAAACUCGAACAAAAGAUGAUAAAAUAUUCAAUGAUUUAAUGAAUUUAAUCUGAAAAACUGGAAAUGAACCAGACAUGAACCAAAAUAUU